This is a messenger RNA of Thamnophis elegans (Western terrestrial garter snake), 1507 nucleotides long. It is a transcript of the gene BAMBI, whose product is annotated as BMP and activin membrane bound inhibitor. Gene Ontology annotation, molecular function: frizzled binding. The record is from RefSeq and is a predicted model, not a curated record. Gene Ontology annotation, biological process: transforming growth factor beta receptor signaling pathway; positive regulation of canonical Wnt signaling pathway; negative regulation of transforming growth factor beta receptor signaling pathway. Lineage: Eukaryota; Metazoa; Chordata; Lepidosauria; Squamata; Natricidae.
CAUUAUUUACAGAGCGAGAUUGAAGCGCCAGGGAGAGUGGGGACGCUGCACCGUCUGCCCUGCGCACUGGCUUUAAGAAAGUGGCGAGGGACGAGGUUUCUGCGGGGCAGAGCGCUGCAGCGGCGGUGCCAUCGGUGUGAUUGCAGCUGUGAAGGGGCUUCCUCGCCUUCCAGCCCGGCAUUUCCAGGGUCCGGCGGGCCCUGCUGGGAUCUGGGACUGGAGGACGGUCGACGCGGGCAAAACGGUUCGUUCUUGGGGAGAGUCGAUGCGUUUCCCGAUCGGAGCCUUUCCUUGCGGUGUCGCAAGGUGAAGCCAUCUCAGGACGUCCGGCGGCAAAAAAAAGCCAAGCAAGGGAGUCUUCAAUGGAGCGUCACUCCAGUUUCUUCUUCAUCUGGCUACAACUGGAGCUGUGCGCCAUGGCCAUCCUAUUGACCAAAGGUGAAAUCAGAUGCUACUGUGAUGCUGCACAUUGUGUUGCAACAGGUUAUAUGUGCAAAUCAGAGCUGAGUGCUUGCUUCUCUAGACUGCUUGACCCACAAAACAGCCAUUCUCCACUGACACAUGGCUGCUUGGACUCCCUUGCAAGCACCCUGGACAUUUGUCAAGUUAACAUAGCCCAAAACCACUCUGGCAUUGCCAUACCCACCUUGGAGUGUUGUCAUGAGGAUAUGUGCAAUUACAGAGGUCUCUAUGAUGUUCUGUCUACUUCCAGGGGUGACCCAUUGGGUAAGACAGGGAGUAGAUACCAACAUGACAACAGCCGAAAUCUGCUUACUAAAGUUCAGGAACUUACUUCCUCAAAAGAAUUGUGGUUCAGGGCUGCUGUCAUAGCUGUCCCCAUUGCAGGUGGACUGAUCUUGGUGCUUCUCAUCAUGCUAGCAUUGCGUAUGCUCAGAAGUGAAAAUAAACAACUUCAGGACCAGCGGCAACAGAUGCUCUCGCGGUUGCAUUACAGCUUCCAUGGACAUCAUUCCAAAAAAGGGCAAAUGGCUAAGCUGGACUUGGAAUGCAUGGUGCCCGUCACAGGUCUUGAGAACUGUUGCAUGACCUGUGAGAAGAUGCGACAGCCGGACUACAGUAAUGACAGAAUACUUUCACUUGUCCACUGGGGCAUGUAUGGAGGGCAUGGAAAGCUGGAAUUUGUGUGAUGACUUCUUUUUUUGGUUUUUUUAAAAUAUCAAUAUAUCUAUAUAUUAAAUUUUUGUCCUUAAAAUUACUAGGAUUUUUUUUUUCAAAGGCUGUUGGGUUCUGCUGGACAGGAGCACUUUAUAUUGGGAGUGAGAGGGAAGCCUACAGUCAUUAGUCAAAAAAAAAAAAAGGACCUCUGCAGAUGGAAAAUGGAUUUGUCUUCUGAAGGAUUCCAAAAGAGAUCUCUUAUUUGCACAGAUGUAUUGUUUCUUUUAAAAUUAUGAACGCCAAUUUGAGAAGUUGUACAUGCUGUUACCACAGUUGUCUGAACUGUGGGGAAUGGGUGGAGUAAUUAUACUAUUAAAUGGUAUGCACAUUC